Molecule: messenger RNA, 2425 nt
Organism: Euleptes europaea (tarantolino)
Lineage: Eukaryota; Metazoa; Chordata; Lepidosauria; Squamata; Sphaerodactylidae
Gene: PANX2
Product: pannexin 2
Exons: 3
Coding region: 10-2067 (685 amino acids)
Biological process (GO): positive regulation of interleukin-1 production; monoatomic cation transport
Molecular function (GO): channel activity
Source: RefSeq, a predicted model, not a curated record
CCGCCGCUUAUGCAACACAUCAUCGACAACCAUCCCGACAUGGCAACGGCGCUGCUGGCGGGGGAGAAACUGAAGGAGCUGAUCCUGCCGGGCCCGCAGGACGACAAGGCCGGCGGCUCCCUGGCGGCGCUGCUGCUGCAGCUCAAGCUGGAGCUGCCCUUCGACCGCGUGGUCACCAUCGGCACCGUCCUCAUCCCCAUCCUCCUGGUCACGCUGGUCUUCACCAAGAACUUUGCCGAGGAGCCAAUAUACUGUUACACACCACACAACUUCACCCGUGACCAAGCCUUGUAUGCCAGAGGAUACUGUUGGACAGAACUAAAAGAUGCCUUGCCAGGAGUAAAUGCCAGCCACUGGCCUUCUUUGUUUGAGCAUAAGUUCCUACCUUAUGCCCUGCUGGCUUUUGCUGGUAUUAUGUACAUUCCUGUGCUUGGCUGGGAAUUCCUGGCCUCUACCAGACUGACUUCUGAACUUAACUUUUUGCUCCAGGAAAUAGAUAACUGCUACCACCGUGCAGCAGAAGGCCGUGCACCCAAAAUAGAAAAGCAAAUCCAGACGAAAGGCCCCGGGAUCACCGAGCGAGAGAAAAGAGAGAUCAUUGAAAAUGCCGAAAAGGAAAAGAGUCCGGAGCAAAAUUUGUUUGAGAAAUACCUGGAACGGAGAGGCCGCAGCAAUUUCCUAGCCAAACUGUAUCUCGCACGACAUUUGUUCAUCAUAUUCUUAAGCAUCAUUCCAAUCACCUACUUGUCCACCUAUUAUGCUACACAGAAACAAAAUGAAUUUACUUGUGCUCUGGGCGAACCUCCUGACAAAACCAGCAAUUCUAAGUUGCUCAUUAGAGUGAACUGCAAACUGCCAUCUGUGCAGCUCCAGCGCAUAAUUGCGGGGGUAGACAUUGUUCUUCUUUGCUUCAUGAACUUAAUUAUUCUCAUCAAUUUAAUUCACCUUUUCAUAGUCCGCAAGUCCAACUUCAUCUUUGAUAAACUGAACAAGGUUGGCAUCAAGACGAAAAAGCAAUGGCAGAAAUCUCAGUUCUGUGAUAUCAAUAUCUUGGCUAUGUUCUGCAAUGAAAAUCGGGACCAUAUCAAAUCGCUGAACCGCUUGGACUUUAUUACUAACGAGAGUGAUUUGAUGUAUGACAACGUGGUGCGCCAGCUUCUCGCAGCGCUAGCCCAGUCUAACCAUGAUGUCACGCCAACUGUGCGCGAUUCUGGGAUACAAACCAUAGACCCAAGCAUUGAUCCUGCAGACAUUGAUCCCAGUGAGCCACUGAUCAUUAAGCGACCUCGUAAGAAAAUGAAAUGGAUCCCAAGCACCAAUCCCCUUCCUCAGCCAUUCAAAGAGCAGUUGGCGAUUAUGAAGGUUGAAAACAACAAGCCCGAGAAGCCAAAGCCAAUCCGCCGAAAAACAGCCACAGACAGCCUGGUUGCCCCUUUGCUAGAGACUACCUCCAAAUGUUCUCAGCCAUCUGCUUCCAAAACUGAAUCAAGCACACUCUCCAGCACAGGGAAUGAGAAGAAGCAUGCAAGGCACUUUUCCUUAGAUGUUCAUCCAUAUAUACUUAGCAGCAAUAAAAAACCCAAGCCAGAGAUUCAGCCCAUAACUGCUAUGGCAACAUCCAAAAGCCAAGGGAGUGGAUUUUUAAACCAAGAAGAGAAAGUCAUAGUGCGUGUCACCUCUGCCCUCAAAGAUUCUUCCCUUCCUGGAAAAGAGACUUUUUACUCACAUGACACAUGCAGGACUGUGCCUUCCACCGGCACUUUUCUCAUGUGCAAUCACAACCACAUAGCAACUUCUGCUGCUGCAGCAAAUGCCACCCUGGGCCAAGUCACCAAGGCAGAACCAGUGGGUGCUCUAAACUGUAACCCCACACACCCUCUUCUGCACAUCAAAACGCUAUAUGAAGACAAUGAAGAAGAGGUGUCAGACCUUAUAGACGACUCUUUAGACAAUAGAAUUAACUCACCAAUAGAAGCAGGGGAUAUAAUCUCCAUACCUUCCACAAAGCAAAUCAUGUUGGCAACCUUUGAUGAACCAAUAGCAAUAGUGAACUCCGUAGAAUAUUGAAGACGCCAAGCUGAUGCUGAUAUAUGCUUGAACCUGAUGGGCCCGCUUCCUGGUACCACUGUAAUGUGAACCAUGCUCCCCCUACCAAUGCCAUCCACUGCAUGAGCAUGGAGUGCUGAAAUGCAGACCAUAGGUUUUACUAAUACUCUUAAUCGGUCAUGCAGGGUAGUAUCAUCACUGCUAUCAGUAGCUUGCAAAAUAUAACGAUGAUGGUAAUGUCAACCAAAUUACGGUGUACUAAGAAUCAUAAGCUCAAAAGAUGUUAGGUGUAGCUUCAUGAAUUUACAUGUGGAUUACUACAAUGAUCCAAACAUAUAAUAGCACUUAAGGGCAUGACACACAGUGUUUCUUCAACAAA